Molecule: messenger RNA, 3095 nt
Organism: Stegodyphus dumicola
Lineage: Eukaryota; Metazoa; Arthropoda; Arachnida; Araneae; Eresidae
Biological process (GO): regulation of DNA-templated transcription
Molecular function (GO): protein binding
Source: RefSeq, a predicted model, not a curated record
UCCGUCUCAGUGCCGAAGAAGGCACUGUUUAGAUCAACUCCACUGCACGGGCUUCCCCAGAAACGAUGCAGUAGUGACUGUGUUGACCCGUUUUCUUUUGCACUGGGCUUACGUGGGAUUUGUGCCUAUGAGCAUUCUGUGGAUAUUGUACCGUGGACGACCUUCUAUUUUAUUUCGUGGACCGUAGUUACCAUUUACUGGAAUACCUUUCCAAUGUUAGUUCUUUAAAUAAUGUGGAAAUGUAAGAAACGUAGAAAUUGAAUGAAUGCACUUUGCGAAAUAAAAUUUCAUUUGACUUGUUGAGGUUACCUGAGAUUUUCCAAACGUAAAUAAUGAUAAGCAGGAGAAAAAUUCUGUCCCGGUCAAGGGAUGAGUUAAAUGUGGAUUUAGGCUUAGAAGAAGAUGAAGAUGCUUGGUUUACAAAAGAAAGAUUAUUUAGGGAUCAUAUCCAAGAGGUGCUGAACAAAUGGGAACAGAUAGACGACGAAAUCUGGGCCAAAAUAAUCUGCAUGGAAAGGAACCGCAGAGUGGCCAAAGCUUACGCCAGAACGCCGGUCCUCACCGUAAAUGGAUCUUCUGAUGGUUUCGACGGAUACAAAAUCGGACUGAACGGUUUCGAAAAUCCAAUGCGGGACCCUAAGACUGAAGAUGCCAAAAGACACAUCGGUCACGGAGUGAAAAUUAAAAUGGAUGAUGCUGGAAACAUCAUCAUUAAACGGGCUAGCAAAAACGGAGUUUUUGUGAAGGAUGUCAAUGGUCCUGAAGAGAGCUGUCUUUCAUCAGAUAUUCAACGGCUACAGGGACAACUAGAAUUAGAAAAGCCUGUGAAAAUGUUCGACAUGAAAAAGUUCCAGCAGAAUAUUUCGAAAGAGUUACGGCGGGCGUACCCCGACCGGAGGAAGCUGGAGACCCAGUGCAUCUGCGUAGUCGCUUUCGUCAAGGACAACGGGGAGGUCCUGGACCUACCCUGCUGGGUCAUGAUCAUCAACAUAGUCGCUCUAGACAUGCUCAAGUCCAAAUUGCCACCUACAAUGAUGCCGAAGAGGACAAGCGCGCCUAAUCUGGCAAGUAUAUUCGAGCGUCCUUUACGUCAGCAGCAGGGCAACCGUCUCGCGGAUGAAGACCCUUAUAGUCUACCAGGAAUGAACUCACGCAAUUCCAUUUACGGAGUGCUAGGGGAACCUAAACCCCCUAAACUGCCACCCAGGGACAUACCUAGGGUUCCUGUGCCUACGCCGGAUUACGAAGAUAAGGAAGAGGGUCACUUCGACUUUCCGCCAGCCAAAAAUAACAGCAACCAUGUCCAUUCCAGAAAUACUAGUAUAUAUGAUGAUCCCUACUACUGUGGCCUCAGCGCUCGAGUACCAAAAUUCGGCAAGAAGCCGCCACCACCUCAAAUGCCCGGUCUUCACACUCCUCUGAGAAAAGCCCACAGUGGAAGUUACCUCAGUCUCAUCCGGCCAUAUGAUUCUGGACUAGAAUCUGAUGGCCACACCGGAUCUAGCGAAGAUGAUUAUUCUAAAAUUUAUGGUCGGCUUCGUGCUGCACCAGCUCACUACGGAUAUUACCAACGUAAAGAACUAUAUGCCAGCAAGUGGCAUUAAACAGGACAAAUUUGAUUUUGAAUCGAUCAAUGAUGCUGAAAAGCAUUAUUGAACUGAAUGCUGCACUUCUAGUUUGAGUCCUGAGUUGAAUUAUUUCAGUGUGGAAAUAAUGACAUUCUACAAAUUUUGCAGACUUAAGACUAUCAUGAAAAUACAUGCAAAGAACGUAUUCUUGAUCUUACCAAUUUUCCCUCAGAAACGUAAGCAGUUCCAUUUUAUCGGUAAAUGCAAAUCUAGCUAAUAUUGCCCUUGGGACUAUCUCUGGACUGAUAGUCCCAAGGGCGAACGGGAAUUUAACUGAUAAUUUAUAAUUUCUUUAUUAACAGUUUUUGUUAUUAAUUUAUACCUCUAAGCGUUUUAAUGUAUUUUAUAUCUCAGCUUGACAUAUUUUUAUUUUUAGCUGCUGCAAAUUAAUCUAAACUGUACUCACGUAAUUAAUAAUUGAACUCAUGUCAGCAAAAGCCACAUAUUUAUCAAUGCCAGCAUAAAGUGUUAAAUACUGCUAAAAGUUGGGGAAGUCUAUUUAAAAAGUGUACAAAAUGACAAAAAAAUAUUUAAAGAAAUGCAAGUAGACAGCAUUCCUUUCCUUCCGCAGGACUGCAAUAAAAAAUAAGUGAUAUUUCUAAACAGCAAUCUUUAAAAUGAUUAAUUUUUAACAGUUUAAAAUAUAAUAAAUUAAUAAAAUCAUUUGGGUUAAAUAAGAAAUAUCGAUUUUAUAACUUUAUUCAUUUUAUGUUAUUUGAUAUGGAUCUCGUACUGUCCAGAAUACGUUGAAUUUCAAUUUUAAAUAAUAGAAAGCAGUUUUAGAAAUAUUUACUUCUGAAACUUGACCUAAAAAGAUGAAAAAGUCAACACUUCAUAUGCCCCUCCAUAUAAAGAAUGCAUGUAAAUAGUGUAGCAGAUAUUCUACACAAAACAGCCACCUUUAUGAAAAACUUGAACUGGAGGCUGCUUUUUUCUUCUCGAAUGAUUUACAAGGAUUUGAAAACUUGGUGUUUUAAUAUUAUGAACUAUUUUUGACAAUUAUACAGUCUAUUUUUCUAUAAAUGAAAUUAUUUACGCAGUUGAUCUAAAUCAAAUGGAGUUUUCUGCCAUUUGUAUUAUUUUUUCAGUGGAAAAAAAUUCAUGUGUAUAUAUAAAUAUGAAUACAGCUUAUACAAUAUCUAUUCAUUAAACUUAUCCUUUGUAACAAAUGUAAAAAUGGCCUUUUGUAUGUGGUGUCACAAAAGUGCAGUUUAAACAGCAAAGAAAAUUUGUCCCUAAAAUGAUAAUAAAUGAAUAUUGCUUGAAAAGGAUUUUGUGAAAAUAAAUUCUACAUGCAACCAGAUGCCUACAUAGUGGGAAUACUAUGUUGCUUCCGAAGAAGAUAGACUUUAUGGCAGUUUAACUAGCAAUUUUCUAUGCUUAAUAUUUCUCAAAUGCAAACUAUCAAAGGUGAUCGAUUUUCUGUUCAGUGUAUUUUAUGCAAAAUAAAAUGUGUUUAGAAAAUUU